ACCAUUAACGGCAGGGAUCACUCAUGUACGUACUCUAUAAAAAUGACGAAGACGAAGGUUUAAAGGUCGCUUGGCGUGUCUAUUCGUCAUUGUGUGAGCGUGCGGACAAACCGACAAGUUUGAAAAGUAUCUGACUGGUAUGUAAUUGUCGCGGUGCAGAAGAGAAUCCAUUCGACUAAAGUUUAAACCCUAGCCGCUAUCCUUGCUUGCUUGUUGCGUGUACAUAGAGUAAUAGACAUAUAUACCCACCCGAGGGAGCUCUGGCUAUUUAUUGACGUGCAGACUUAGCCGCCAUCUUCAACCGGGGUUCCCUACAUAGCUUGUACGGUACUGAGGUUUGUUUAAUGAAGUAUUGCAGUACACGUGGCGGAGUCCACGGAUGGGACUUCCGGGAUGUACUCUUCUCAGGUUAUGCUCCUGAUGGUGGGAUGUUCAUGCCCGAGAGUAUUCCCACGCUGACUCCAGAAACUCUAAGAUGCUGGAGUGGACUGUCUUAUCCCAAACUGGUGGCGGAAGUAGCCUCGAUCUUCAUUCCCUCUCGGCUAAUUCCCAGAGAGGACCUGAAUGUUCUCGUGCACUCUGCUUUGUCUGGAUUUGCUGUGCCUGAUGUGAUCAGAAUUGUCCAGCUGAAUGAUGGCCUGUCAAUCCUGGAGCUCUUCCAUGGAGAUACGCUCGCCUUUAAGGACCUGGCUAUGACCUGCACAGUGCGCUUUCUGAACUACUUCCUGCAGAAGGAGAAACGCAGAGCCACUGUUCUUGUUGGUACGUCAGGUGAUACAGGUGGCUCGGCCAUCCAGAGUGCAAAAGGGCUUUGCGGGGUGGAUGUGGUGGUGGUUUACCCUCGAGGACGCAUCACCCCUGUCCAGGAGAAACAAAUGAUCACUUGCCUGGAGGAUAAUAUCCACGUCUUUGCAGCGGACGGCUCAUCAGAUGACAUCGACCAGCCUCUGCGUCAUUUAUUUGCUGAUCUGGAACUGGUGAAAUCUUAUGGCCUCAUGAGCCUAAACUCUGUGAACUGGUCUCGUAUCCUGAUCCAGCUUGCGCAUUUCAUCUAUGCGUACUUGCAGCUAAGUGGAAUGGCGCAGGAUGAGGCUCACCAACCGCUUCCCGAACUGGAGGUGGUGGUGCCCACCGGGGGAGCAGGUAACAUUGCAGCUGGCUUCAUCGUGAAGAUGAUGGGGUUGCCCCUAAAGCUGGUGGCCAUGGUGAAUGCCAAUGACAUUGUUCACAGGACAGUAACUUCCGGUGACUUCACCAUGGCACGUAAUGUCACGCGGACACUGGCUCCUGCCAUUGACAUCCAGGACCCUUAUAACAUGGAGCGAGUCUUUUGGCUGCUUCUGGAAAGAGACUGUGCUGCGGUGAAGAACAUCAUGGAGGAGUUUCAACAGUUACAUCGUUACACUCUGCUUGAAAAACACCACAAACUGUUGUCUCGUACGCUGUCAAGUGGAACAGUGAAUGAUGAAGGCAUCAUAGCGAUAAUGAGGCGAUGUUGGGAGGAAAACCAAUAUGUGCUGUGCCCUCACACUGCGGUGGCCGUAUGGCAUCACUUCCACUGUCCCCAUGAUCCUGCUGUGAAAAGGUGUUACUUUGCCACAGCAUCCCCAGCCAAGUUUCAAGCAUCAUUAAGGAGGGCCGGCUUAAACUUCGACCUACCCGAUGCAAUCAAGGCUUUGGACAAAUUACCCUCGCGUUUCCAGAACCUGGAACGCACCUCUGACUGGUGCAAAGACUGGGAGCAGAGACUGAGAAUGACAAUCCAGUCUGUGAGCUCAGCCAGGAAAAACGGAGUGGCUUUUUACAGAUGAUUGUAGGA
Messenger RNA from Hippocampus zosterae (dwarf seahorse), 1819 nucleotides. It is a transcript of the gene thnsl2, whose product is annotated as threonine synthase-like 2. Bases 345 to 1811 code for a protein of 488 amino acids. NCBI's taxonomy places the organism in Eukaryota, Metazoa, Chordata, Actinopteri, Syngnathiformes, Syngnathidae. The record is from RefSeq and is a predicted model, not a curated record. Gene Ontology annotation, biological process: 2-oxobutyrate biosynthetic process; dephosphorylation. Gene Ontology annotation, molecular function: pyridoxal phosphate binding. The transcript is spliced from 9 exons.